This is a messenger RNA of Impatiens glandulifera, 1907 nucleotides long. Its product is annotated as protein PHR1-LIKE 1-like. The transcript has 8 exons. Bases 241 to 1611 code for a protein of 456 amino acids. Gene Ontology annotation, molecular function: DNA-binding transcription factor activity; DNA binding. The record is from RefSeq and is a predicted model, not a curated record. Lineage: Eukaryota; Viridiplantae; Streptophyta; Magnoliopsida; Ericales; Balsaminaceae.
UGAUGAGAGAGAAAGAAGAGAGAGAAGGGGGCACUCGUGCGUAAUCAGAAGAAGCGUAGACUGCGAGAAUAUAUAUAUAUGUUUUCUUCGUCCUUCUCCCGUUUGCGUACGAUUUCCUAGCCGCCAGCAUCUGAUUCUAGCUUGUUUAAGGUCCUGUUUCCCUUUAAUGUGCUCUGACCAUACUGUAAGCUGCUGUCUGGACAGCUAGCACUUCCAUGUUCACUAUUUUUUUGGGCGAAGAUGAACUUGCGACCUGCUUUGUCUGCUCAGAGAUCCGGGGAAAAUCAACAUGGUGGUAUAAGCGUUUCUGGUGCAGUGGAAGACAAAUAUCCUAAAUAUCCAGAUUCCCUUCAGAUUUCAUCGGAAAAGGAACUGAUUCCUCAUUCUGCUUUCCCUAGACAAGCUUCCUUGGGUUGUAGCAGUGCGAUGGUUGGCCACAUAUAUUCGUCAUCCUCUGGAUUUCCCCCAAGUGUUCAUUAUUCACCUUUGGCAAGGAGUUGCCAAAGCUCUUCAUUCAUUUCUCAAUCAAGUAACGGAGUGUCUUUUCCCACCUUUGAGUCUUCUGGUUCAGGCAUUCCAUCUUCAGAGUUUGUUUAUCCCAAGGAUAACAAAGAUGAUAUCAACUUGUCUUGGAGUGCUGAAACAUUGCAGGAAUUUCUUAACUACUCUGAAAAUGUGCCUGUUCAGAAUGAUCAGGUGGGAUGCAGCAUUGAUGUUAUAGCUUCCGACGAACAGGAUAAAAGAACUGAUUGGCGGGAUUGGGCAGACGAUUUAAUCAAUGUUGAUGAAGCUCUGAAUUCAAAUUGGAGUGAUAUCUUUGUUGAUGUCAACCCGCCCAAUUCUAAAGGAAAGGUGAUAGAUCCAUCUGCUGAUGUACCUGCUGAUGUACCUGUUGAUGUACCUGUUGAUGUACCUGCUAAUCUGCUGCAAAUUUGUAUCUCUUCGGUAUCAACUGGGGAGAAGUGUCCUAUUGCCAGUCCAGUUUCUGCACCAACAACAAAAGCACGCAUGCGCUGGACCCCUGAACUUCAUGAAGCCUUUGUGGAAGCUGUUAACCAGCUUGGUGGAAGCGAGAAAGCUACACCUAAGGGUGUUCUGAGGCUUAUGAAUGCGGAAGGUCUUACCAUCUAUCAUGUAAAAAGCCACUUGCAGAAAUAUAGAACAGCAAGGUACAAACCAGACUCUUCUGAAGGAACUUCAGAGAAAAUUUUGACUCCUAUCGACGACAUCACAUCUCUGGAUUUGAAAACGAGUAUGGGAAUUACUGAAGCACUCAAACUGCAGAUGGAAGUUCAAAAACGACUUCACGAACAGCUGGAGAUCCAGCGAAAACUGCAAUUGCAAAUUGAAGAACAGGGAAGGUACCUGCAAAAGAUGUUUGAAAAUCAGAAGAAGAUGGAUGAUGAGAGGUCUACUAAAGGAACAUCAUCAUCAUCCUCAAACCCCCCUGAAAAAUUGCAGUCUACAGUUCCCAUCAAGGAACUGGAAUCCAUAGAGCAGGUAAAUAUUGACACCAUAGAUGAAAGAAACGAACCGAGCUUUGAUCCAGACAUGCCAGGUCCCACUAAACCUGCCAAACGUCCAAGAGGAGAGGAUGAAGAAGGCCAAUAGUUAACAUCCGAAAGAAGUGGCAUUUAUUUUAGAAUUUCAGACUAAGGAUAUUAUUCCCCCCAAAGAUAAAUGGGAUGUAGCUUAUAUAGGAUGCAUUUUCUUGGAAAAUUAACCAUUUUUCAGUAUUCUAUUAUUUAUCUAGUUGUACUCCUAUGUGAGGAGAAGAAAAAAGUGUCUUUUAUUUAUGUGCAAGAAAAAACCUCAUUCUUUGUUGUUUAGAUAGAGAACUAGAUCUCCAAUUCUCAUUCUGAGUGCAUUGUAUAUUUCAAUAACAUCCUCAAUAAAAAUGUUUAUGU